AAAGAAAAGAAAAGAAAAGAAAAAAAUAUACCAAACUCUCUGCUUUCUGCCUCAUUGCUUUUUCCUCUGCUCCAUCCUGACCUUUUCUCCCUCGACUUUUCGAUCCAUAUUCUUUGCUUUUUCCAUGACUUGCUCAUGACUUUUCCAACUCUUUACGGCUCUUAAAUUAAUCACAAUCUUGAUUUAGGCAAGAUCCGUUGACGCUUGAAGUUUAAGACUCGACUUUUAUUCCCGGCUUCAGCGGACCUUAUUUCCUCCUCUGCUUGCUGCUUACUUGCUUUGCUAGUCUAUCUUAUCUCUCUCUCUCCCUCCCUCUUCCUCUCUUAUCCCUUGACUCGCUCGUCUUAUUUCCAACUCCCGGGUCCAGCUACUUAGUUUCCGUCUCGUCACGUCCACUACAUAUACCCUCCAUCCCCCUCCAACAACCCCCUUUUCCCUUCCGGAGCAUCACACCUAAGGGUCACCUCCCUGUAUUUGCACAUACAUACAUGAACAACAUACCACCGUCGAUCGACCUUUGAUAUCCCUUCCUUUACACCGUUGGUGGUCAAUCAUCCGUCACUCGUUCCUGUCUUCUCCCGCUCUGGCGCACGCGGGAUAGGAAGACAAAAUACAUACAACCAAGGAAAAUUAUAUACAUAUAUACAUACAACACCACAUACACACAUACACAUAAACAUCAGUGAAUACCUCUACUUUCACCAUGCCUCAAAGCCAGCGAAGAGGACCCUGGGUCCCAGAGGAGGACCAAACAUUGCUGCAGCUAGUCAGCAGUCAAGGACCAAACAACUGGGUCCGCAUCUCACAGCAUAUGAAAUACCGGUCACCAAAGCAGUGCAGAGAACGAUUCCACCAGAACCUGAAACCAACAUUGAACCACGACCCCAUCUCGGCCGAAGAAGGGUUGAUAAUCGAACGACUUGUGAGCGAGAUGGGCAAGCGGUGGGCAGAAAUCGCCAGGAGACUAGGCAACAGAAGCGACAAUGCCGUCAAGAACUGGUGGAACGGAAGCGUGAACCGAAAGCGUAGGGGCAUGGCUGCCGGUGGUGGUGCUGCCUCGCACUCCCCUGCUUCUUCUUCAUCUCCCUCCAGAACUCCCAACGGACGAGUUGAACCGCCCUACCAGAAAGCAUCAUCCAGGUCCCCGCAGACACAAUACAGAUGCCCACGGGCCGAACACGCAAUGUACAGCCAGGCCUCGCGCAUGGACAGACAACGAUCCUGGGCUUCCAUCUCAGACUAUCAAUCAUCACAACACCAGCAACACCAGCAGGAUGAAAGAGGGGAGUACCUGCACCAACGAAUUCACUCGCCCCGUCCGCUCGAGUACCGCUCAUCACUAUACGAUCUCCCCAAGGAGACCCUGAAUAGUGCAAGAUGGCAGCAGUGCAACUCACAGCCGCAGUCACCAGCCGCUGGACGGCGAGUCCUGACCCCAAUUUUCACCACACGCAACUCAAACCAGGCAACAGAUUCGGCUAUGACCUCUCCUGCAUUCUCAGAGAUGUCUCAUGCUCCCUCACUCGGGGGGCCUCCUUCCAUGGUGUCAGACCAUAACUCAGUCGCCUCUGCCUCGCCCAAGACAGUCACCUCUCCUUCUGCCCUGGCAACUCCAGUUGAAAUCCACCACAGCCACCACCGGUCUUCAUCAUCCGCCUCUUCAUACGACGAAAGACGGCGAGGCAGUGCCCCGUUAAUUUCGUCUUUCGCCAAACCACAUCAUUCAAGUGACAACCUCCUCUAUCAGUCUCAUCCUAUGCAAUCCUCCUUUCGGCACCACCAGCACUCCAUAUCAGCUCCGCAUAACCAGCUACCACCAAUUUCGGAUCUUGAAAAACCUGCUUCUUCUUGUUCUACUUCUCGUGAUUCUCGGAUGGGUCUCCAAGCAUUGCUCAAUUAA
Molecule: messenger RNA, 1900 nt
Organism: Trichophyton rubrum CBS 118892
Lineage: Eukaryota; Fungi; Ascomycota; Eurotiomycetes; Onygenales; Arthrodermataceae
Exons: 1
Coding region: 704-1900 (398 amino acids)
Biological process (GO): positive regulation of transcription by RNA polymerase II; mitotic cell cycle
Cellular component (GO): nucleus
Molecular function (GO): RNA polymerase II cis-regulatory region sequence-specific DNA binding; DNA-binding transcription factor activity, RNA polymerase II-specific
Source: RefSeq, a predicted model, not a curated record